Drosophila willistoni is the source of this 2089-nucleotide messenger RNA. RefSeq names its product 4-coumarate--CoA ligase 1 (gene Acsx2). The transcript has 2 exons. NCBI's taxonomy places the organism in Eukaryota, Metazoa, Arthropoda, Insecta, Diptera, Drosophilidae. Gene Ontology annotation, molecular function: long-chain fatty acid-CoA ligase activity. The record is from RefSeq and is a predicted model, not a curated record. Gene Ontology annotation, biological process: fatty-acyl-CoA biosynthetic process; long-chain fatty acid metabolic process. Bases 424 to 2082 code for a protein of 552 amino acids.
GAAAAGUUUUUAAUAUUAUCAAGAAGUAGAGAGUUGACUUCUGUUUACAAAAGACGAGUCAAAAUUAUUUCAGAGGACGUCGGCUAGGAAUGUUUUUAGUUAUACAGAAAAAAACAAGCUUGAGUUAAGUAGAAUUCUAAUUUGCUCAACCUAAGUAACCUCUUAUUUGUUUCCCUAUUGAUACUUUAACAAUGAUUUCGUGUUAGUUGAGACACUUUAACCCGCUAAAUUACCCACUAAUUUAAUAUUGAACGAUCGUUUCGAUAAUCGCAGUAAAUACGAAGAUGACAAUAGCGUGCUGACUGCAAUGUGUGCACGAUGAAUCAGCAUAAAAUUCCGUUGCAAUUGCCUUGUGUGAGCACUUAAAUAGAUCCGGUCUCGUCCAGUGAUCUGCAGUUGGCAUUUGCAAUCGAAACCGUGGAAAUGUGCGACUUAAACGGCUUUCCGAUCACAACCUACGAUUCCGAACUCAAAAUCUGGAGCGGUGGCAGCGAACAAAGCUAUUUCAACGAUGACUUGACCGUGGGUCAAAUAAUCUUCAAGCAAUUGCAACGUGAACCUCAAAGGAUAUUCCAAAUUUCGCAUACGGAAAAUACGCGUCUCACCCGUUGGCAAAUGUUGCAGAAUGCAGCUAAAGUGAGUUGCUACCUGAGGGCCAACAAUUUUAUUACCACCACCAUCGAAACUACCGAUAUUGUGGGCAUUAUGGCCAGGAAUUCCACCCAUCUGGCUGCAAUAGCCUAUGGCUGUCUAUUCAAUGGUACUCCAUUUCAUGCAGUCAAUCCAAAUGUUGAAACCAAGAUUGUAAGCGACCUGUUUGCUAUCACCAAACCACGUAUUAUUUGCUGUGAUGCCAAGGACUACCGAAAGGUGAACGAAAUAGCCAAAUCUUUGGAUGCUCAGGUCAUAAUCAUAGAUGGUCAAGUGGAGGGUAUUACAAAUAUUUUGGAUCUACUACAAGUGAAGCUAAGUGAAAGCUACGAACCUACCAAAUUCAAGAGAGGGAUCGAUCGAACUAUGGCUAUUCUUUGCUCUUCAGGUACUACAGGGACUCCCAAAGCAGUGACUAUUUCCAACAGCCGCAAGCUCUUUCAAGCCUACAGUUAUCUUAACGCUGAUGAUGUCCAAUAUGCACCGAGCACUUUGGAUUGGCUGACGGGAUUGCUCAGCCUGGUAACGGCUGGUGUGUAUGGCACAGUUCGUCUCAUAUCCAAGGAAACCUUUAGCACUGCUCACUUUUUGGACAUGUGUGACCACCACGGCAUCACGUGGACUGUAUUGGCUAACUCACAUGUUGCCAUGCUGGCAAAUGCACCUGAUCUUCAGGCUAGGCAAUUGCUUAGUCUACGUCAUCUCCUCUUUGCUGGUGGUCACUGUUUGGUGGGUACUCUGGAGAAGAUGCAAUCGUUUCUCCAAGCCAAGGGUAUCCUGCGCAAUGCCUACGGCUUUACCGAAUUAGGAACAGUCGCUUCAAGCAAUUACAAAGUUGAUUCCAAACCGACAUCUGUAGGUCGUCUGAUGGCAAACAUUCGUAUGCGGAUAGUUGAUGACGAAGGCAGAAAUCUGGGACCCAAGGAAACAGGUGAACUCUUUUGCCACAAUGGACAAACCUGGCAAGGUUAUUAUGGUAAUCCUAAGGCCACUGCUGAAAUCCAAGAUCCCGCAGGUUGGUUUCACACUGGCGAUGUUGGUUAUUUCGAUGAUGAUAACUACUUGUAUAUUGUGGAACGUAAGAAGGAUAUGCUUAAAUAUCUGGGCAUGAUGUACUAUCCCCACGAAGUGGAAGAAGUCAUUGCCCAAAUGCGCAAUGUGGCGGAAGUCUGUGUCUUUGGCAUUUGGAAUGAAACGGAAGGUGAUGCUGCUGCUGCUGCUAUUGUGGCCAAACCUGGCAGCCAACUCCUAGCUUCUCAGGUGCAAGAAUUUGUCCGUAAUAAUAUUCCCGUACAGUAUAAGCAGCUAAAUGGUGGCAUUCAAAUUGUCCAACAGCUGGCAAAGAGCGCCAAUGGAAAAGUGAAUCGUCAGGCUGUUAAAGCGGCCUAUCUUAAUGAAUCUCAACACUGUAACUUAACAUCAAAACAAUGAUGAAGCA